CUUUGCCAACUUCAGUGAAAAUAGUGUUGUUGUUUUUUUUCUUACUUAAAUUAUUAAUCAGUCAUCAAAAUUGUCUCUCCACAGGUGUAUCAGAGUCUGCGUCUCGUCGCAGGAAGUGCGUGCGGCCGGGCGUCGCUGUCAGUCCGUGGAAAUCGGCCUACAUAAGACAACACCGUAUAGAGAACAACUGGAGGAAGGGGGACACACGAGAACCCGCGGUGUUGAAAGGUCACGAUGAUCAUGUGAUCACGUGUCUCCAGCUCAGCGGCGACCUGAUUGUCAGCGGCUCCGACGACAACACGCUCAAAGUCUGGUCCGCCAUCACUGGCAAGUGUCUGCGGACGUUGACGGGUCACUCCGGCGGCGUGUGGUGCAGUCAGAUGGCGGUCGCCACGGUGAUCAGCGGCUCCACCGACCGGACGUUGCGUGUGUGGGACGCCGAGACGGGCGAGUGUGUCCACACGCUGUAUGGACACACGUCCACUGUGCGCUGCAUGCAUCUUCACGGCAACCGGGUGGUGUCGGGCUCUCGGGACACGACGCUGCGCGUGUGGGACGUGUCGACGGGCCGCUGCGAGCACGUGCUGACGGGCCACGUGGCGGCGGUGCGCUGCGUCCAGUACGACGGGCGCCGCGUGGUGUCGGGCGGCUACGACUACAUGGUGAAGGUGUGGGACCCCGAGACGGAGGCGUGUCUGCACACACUGCAGGGACACACCAACAGAGUGUACUCGCUGCAGUUUGAUGGCAUGUUUGUGGUGAGCGGCUCGUUGGACACUUCUAUCAGAGUCUGGGACGCAGAGACAGGUGGGUGUGUCCACACGCUGACGGGCCACCAAUCGCUGACCAGCGGCAUGGAGCUGCGUGACAACAUCCUGGUGUCCGGCAACGCCGACUCAACCGUCCGAGUGUGGGACGUCAGGACGGGACAGUGUCUUCACACACUGCAAGGUCCCAAUAAGCACCAGUCGGCCGUGACUUGCCUGCAGUUCUGCCGAGGUCUGGUCCUGUCCAGCUCCGACGACGGGACGGUCAAACUGUGGGACCUGAAGACCGGGGCCUGGCUGAGAGACGUGGUGGCGCUGCAGAGCCGGGGAUCAGGUGGAGUUGUGUGGCGAAUCAGAGCGUCCGACACUCGGCUGGUGUGCGCCGCCGGCAGCAGGAACGGGACGGAGGAAACCAAACUGCUGGUGCUGGACUUCGACCUGGACGACAAGAAGAAAGAGACGGACUGAGAAGAAGGACAGAGUGAUGUCAUCAGAGACAAGAGGACAGAAAUGGCGAUGCCAGACUUUUUUCUUUUUUUUUUACCAAUGUCAUGGCAACGUCCAGUUUCUCCAACAGUCCGACAUGAAUGUUACAACAUAUCCUGAUAAACGGACACAUUAAAGAGGACAGCUGGGCGGACAGAUAGACAAACUUAAAUCUGGAUGCUCGCUGUGAAUGAUAAGAUAAAUAAAGAUAAAAGUUUAAGGUUAAUAAAUAAAAUGGCUGCGCUGACACGGACGGCGCCAAAUGGACCGUACAAAAUGGCUUCCAACGUGGCGGCCUCGGCCUGGCGGGAGCUGUGGCGACAGAAGAAUGCUUUUGACCCCUUGACGGACAGAAACAUGGAUGUUAAUGUUUUCCGCGAUGGUGGUCGAAUUGAACUGACGGAGGAUGCAACGACGAGGGCAUUGACUUUUCUUUGCUGCUGAACCAAUGAGGAGGUCAACGACGCUAUUUAAACAAACCAACAUGCAACAUGCUCGGGCAACAUGCAACGGGCAACAUGCUCAACAUGAAUGUGAAGACAGUAAUCAGAAAUCAGUCAGUAUUGUUUUUCAUACCAGCAGCCAUUUUCAGUUGGCUUGUUUUUUGUUUAGUUGCCGGUGAAACUUCCCGUCUCUGUUGCCUCUAAAUGUACUUUGUGUGUUUCGGCCCUGCAGUACUGUAACAUAUGGAGUGUUUGGAGCUGUACAAGAGCCGGUGACGGCGCAAGAAACGUCAACUCAGCGGGUGAAACCGUGAAUGUUUGGGAAUAAAAGUUUCCCAUUAGGCAGAGAGGGAGGACUAAACUGUAUAAUCCAGCCACCGCCAGAGCCUCACAUCUCUAAAGAGAGUCCAAACAAUCCCUCACUUUCAGUCAAGCUUUACAGACGACCUUUUUUAUAGUAAAAAACAUUACUGUAAAGGCAGAGGAGGAUUAUUUUUACUACUCCAAGCUGCUUGUCACCUCUGUAAAAGUUUACUGCGCGCUAAAUCACUCACAGACCCACACGAUUCUGUGAGUUAUAGUGCAGUUUUGCUCAUAAUAUGUCACAAAUCCUCAGUAUUCCUGCCAAAAGUGAAGUUAAAUGCAGAACAAUGUGUUUAAAAGUACAGACGGCACAGACGACUCCUUGGUUCUGCCUUUUCACAGACGGCCUUUUGAUGUCACAGCAGGAAACGCACAGGUGGAAAUUAUGACAUGAAUGAUGGCUGAAUAACAUGUAGCUGCUUAAGUUACACUUGAAUAUAACGGAGACAGUGUUAAUGUCAUCAGUAACGCCUGUGUCCAUCAGAUCUGUAACUGAACACUAAAGACUCGACUAGUUUCAAUCAGUAAUCAAAUGUUUUCGUUUAAAAGGUGUUAGAUUGUUCAGCUAAAUGUAAAAUAACAUUUAUCAAAAUGUAAAACAACUAGAAACAACUAGUCGUUUGCUAUAAAACUGCUUUAUAUGUUUUAUUUUCCUACAAUCUUUAGUGAAAAUCAACUGAACACUGAACUGAAUCUGUGAGAAAAGCAGGUUUAAGGAACCGCCCUUACUCUUAAACCUGCUUUUAAAAAUAUUUUUACUUAUUCACUCACUUUUUCCGCAUAUUUCUGUUACACGUUUUUGCUCAUUAUUUAACUCCGUAUACUCAAUAUUCAGAAAGACUACAGAAACAACCGGAGGAACCAAACUACUUAUACAGAAAGUCUUAGGAAGCGCAGAAAGGCCAUUGAAUCUAACCACUUGUGACAUUUAAUCACUACUUAACAUUUAAAUGUUGAAAUGUAAAUACCACUUAAUUUAAAGAAUGUUUAACUUUGAAAAACAUCUGAAUUUAUGUGAUUUGUGAAUUUCAAAAUGUAACUUUGUAAAAUUGCAGAACAAUUGCAAACGUUAUUAUUUUUUGGUUAUGGGGUUAUUUUUCAUAAUUAAAUAUAAUAUUGUAAUUAUUUUGGCCUUUCUGUGCUUCCAUAGAAGAUUUAUUUCUUCUGUUCUAAGCUGUUUUUUUCUUCAUGUGUCUCCAAAGAGUCACUCCUCAUGUUUUCCAGCUUGUGAAAUAUAAAAAAAAAAGAUAAAUAAUUUAAAACAGCUCCUUCUACCAGAUAUUAAUCCGAUAAACUGUCGUUGCCCGGCAACAACUCCAGCCAAUAAGCAGAGGUUUGGGUGAUAUUUCCCCCAGCAACAGGUGGUAUUUUAGGCGGUGAUUUUCCUGUAAACUUGACCUUUGCAGGUGUGAGGCUCUGCAGAGGCGUCCUGAUCACAUUAUCAUGUAAAAUACUGUAAAUACAAAGAGGAUGUAAAUAUUCAGCUUUUUAUAAGAAGAAAAUAUUGUUCUUGAUGGGAAGAGGAGGGAGGGGAUGAAUUAUGGAUCAAUAAAGAUGAGUUUUAUAAA
This is a messenger RNA of Micropterus salmoides (largemouth bass), 3627 nucleotides long. RefSeq names its product F-box/WD repeat-containing protein 7-like. The transcript is spliced from 8 exons. Lineage: Eukaryota; Metazoa; Chordata; Actinopteri; Centrarchiformes; Centrarchidae. Gene Ontology annotation, biological process: proteasome-mediated ubiquitin-dependent protein catabolic process; ubiquitin recycling. Gene Ontology annotation, molecular function: ubiquitin binding. The record is from RefSeq and is a predicted model, not a curated record. Gene Ontology annotation, cellular component: nucleus; cytoplasm. The annotation marks the transcript as partial.